Messenger RNA from Dovyalis caffra, 1317 nucleotides. NCBI's taxonomy places the organism in Eukaryota, Viridiplantae, Streptophyta, Magnoliopsida, Malpighiales, Salicaceae. The record is from the annotation of a GenBank genome assembly.
AUGUUUCUACAAACAACCAUCUCAUCAUCUCCACCUCUACAACACCUCCACCAGCAUCCUCACUGUCUCCUCCCAUUUGGGUCUCUCAAGUUUAGUCCCCACAAGCUCUCUCUUCAGGCCCUUUUUCAGCACUAUAGUCCGCCAGAUUUGGCAACUUUUAGAGUAGGCCAUGGACUGAAUGUCACAAAGUUUUCUAAUUUCCAGGUAUGUGUUCCAACAAUCCUCUUUGCUUCAACAGUGGCUAUAUUUGAAUUGUCUGAGUUCAGGGUUGUAAUCAAAUAUGAGUCUCUUCAUCAGAAUUUCCCAGAGAAAUUUGCUAUCUUUAUCUCCACAGUUAAUCAACACUUCUGUUUUCUUUUAACACUACUUGGUGAUAAAGCUCACGCUCUUCUUUGGACAAAAUUUUUUAGGACUAAAGUGCAUUGGAGACUGCAAAUUCUUAGCUGGCAAAGUGUGGUUAGAAUUAGAAUAUAUGGUCUUCUUGAGAAGGCACGGCAGAUACAUGGAAAGGAGUUGGCAAUGGGAUCCUAUAGCAUAACAAGAGCCGAGAGUAUUCCCUCUUCUCAAUUUGAUUUUUUAUUUCAGUCUGAUUUUAAAUCCUCAAGGAAUUCUCGGAAUAUUGAGGAUAAUGUGUGCAUGAAAAGAGUGAUAGUUUCAGCGUCUGUGCUCUCAUUUGGACAAAUCUCAUUUUUAACUUCUGCACAAGUGGCAGACGCUGGAGAAAGCAUCAAACCAGAAGCACUUUAUGAGGUUGGGGAGUUAUUUGAAUUGGGAAUCCAGCUCUCUUAUCUGCUUUUACUACUAGCUUUGCUUGGGGUUGGAACUUUCUUUGUGAUUCGUCAAGUCCUAAUGCGCAGAGAGCUCGACCUUUCUGCUAAAGAAUUGCAGGAGCAAGUAAGGAGCGGUGAUGCCACUGCUACUGGACUUUUUGAACUUGGUGCAGUAAUGCUGAGGAGAAAAUUUUACCCUGCUGCUACCAAAUAUUUACUUCAGGCAAUUGAAAAAUGGGAUGGGGAUGAUCAAGAUCUUGCCCAGGUUUACAAUGCCCUUGGUGUUAGUUAUACUCUAAAUGGGAAGCUUGACAAGGGAAUCAAACAGUUUGAAGCUGCUGUGAAGCUUCAACCAGGCUAUGUAACAGCCUGGAACAAUCUCGGUGAUGCCUACGAAAAGAAGAAAGACUUGAAGUCAGCUCUUAAGGCAUUCGAAGAAGUGCUGCUUUUUGAUCCUAACAAUAAGGUGGCAAGGCCCAGAAGAGAUGCUUUGAAGGAUAAGGUACAAAUGUACAAAGGAGUUCCAAUCAAGUCUAAGGAUAGAUAG